Messenger RNA from Penicillium verrucosum, 3336 nucleotides. RefSeq names its product F-box and WD domain protein. Gene Ontology annotation, cellular component: proteasome regulatory particle, base subcomplex; cytosol; nucleus. Bases 1 to 3336 code for a protein of 1111 amino acids. The record is from RefSeq and is a predicted model, not a curated record. Gene Ontology annotation, biological process: proteasome-mediated ubiquitin-dependent protein catabolic process. Gene Ontology annotation, molecular function: polyubiquitin modification-dependent protein binding. The transcript has 2 exons. NCBI's taxonomy places the organism in Eukaryota, Fungi, Ascomycota, Eurotiomycetes, Eurotiales, Aspergillaceae.
AUGCAACCAGAGCCUACUGCCGUGCCUCAACAUACGACCCCCGUUGACUCAUACCCAGUCAUUAUCAGUCCCACCCAGCAUGGACAUGACCUCGACGACGCUCAAGUCUCUGAUUUCCUCGCGCGAGAGGAGAUCAGAGACUCUGCAGACGUCCCGAGCAUGUCGACACAAAACGAAUCUCAUGCGUCCGUGAACGAGGUCGGCGGUCGGCAUACCCAGCCCUCGACCGAUCGAGUGAACCAACAUGAGAAAGCUCAGACUUCCGCCGGAGAAGCAGCGAUUGCUGCUUCUAUCGGACAGUCGCAAACAUCUCUUGACGCAUUUCCAAAUGAGGUUCUCACCCAUAUCCUAUCGCAUCUACCACCUCGAUCCUUGACCGCCAUCACGUUGGUAUCCCGCCGAUUUCAUUCGUUGGUGACCACUCCUCAUGCUUGGAGAAUCGCCUUCUCGCGAUUCUUCCCAGGGCCCCAUGCCGUUGACGAUGGUCGACGUACCAAGUCCGAUGCGGCAGACCUACAGUCGGACAGGCGAUUCUUUGCGAGGCUCAUCGCCCUAGCCUCCUGGCGCAGCGAAUACAUCUUGCGCACUCGCUUGAUGCACUCGUUAGCCCGGGGCAAACCGGCCCAGUUCAACCCGUCCAAAAAGCAUGGAACUGUACGUGCGGCGAGUGCUCGCCAUGGAAGUGCCAUAGCUACGUAUACAUCACAGCUCUCCUUUCCGGUCAGUCACAUACAUGCCUCUUUCAGGCCUGACAAGAACCCUCUCUUCAUUCAUGGAGCUGCAGAGCAAGGUAUUGCGUCUGCCAGUGACCCAUCGACUGUAAAAGUCGGCACCUGGGGUGUCUCCGACCACCAAAUGUUCCGCCACUUUGCAGAUAUGUUCCCUGGUGAAGCGCAAUACGGCCUCGGAUCGGGUGAUAUGGUCGGUGUGCCCAACUUGAUGGAUGUCAGUCAACCAUAUGGCAUGAUCUAUGGCGAAGGCUGUCCCCAGGGCCGCAGCUACUUCAUCUCAGCGACGGAGCAGCGUGGGCGUUUCUUGGGAGCUUCGGAUUUGGGUUCUCAUCCACCACUCGGCAUCCCCGCUGUGAACAUGAUCACACAUGCUGUCUGUUCGGUGUGGAUUGCUAAAUCCUCUCACAUCCUCAAGAUGACCCAGGGGCUGGUGGGAAUGCUGUCUGGAUCUUCUUCGGGUGUGUUGACGGCGUAUUCUAUAGGCCCUCAUCCGGCCUACGAAAGGCGAUACGAGCCCGGUCAAGUGACUGCUAGAUGGGUCCUGUCCCCUGGUGUUCCUAUUAUUGGAAUUGCCGUGGAUGAUCAAUAUUCACCCAAGCGCCAUUCAGGAAAACGAAUUUGGGCUGUUGCCCUCAAUGCUCUAGGAGAAAUAUUCUACCUCACAGAACUUCCUCGUGCACCUGAGAUUCCACUCACAGCCAAACUUAACACCGAGCAGCUUGAUGAGGUGGCUUGGAAGACUGGCAGAAGUGUUAAUUGGGAUAUGGUCGAAGCGAGCAGACGUGUGGCACGCCCAGACCCCUUUAAUCGUGAAUUAGUCGAUGGCAGCUACAGUCCGCGCUCAUCAUCCGAUUCCAUGGGGCUCAAUGAACACCAGAUUGCCGCUGAAACGAAGGAGAUUGAAAAUUUUAUCUCUUUCAAGCCCAAACACUUCCGCAAGGUCUGUGAAAGCUGGGACAUGCAACGCGAUCUUAAGGUGGACUUUGCUGGCGAUGAUGGAUGCGGGGCAGGCGAGUCAGUCAUUAUCAUUGCUCGUGGCUCGGGUGAAGAUGCAAAGGCGUCGCUCCGACGGUUCAUGCGCACUGCUUCUACGUCUGGUUUCAGCUCGUCGGCCACGCCAGAGCCUUUAACGGGUACACCAGAAGCUCCACCAUCACUCUUCGGCGGCCCAGUGAACAUACCAAGUCCGAACAUCACCAACGGUCUUCCCCCUUCUCGAUUCUCUGGACGGAUGGGCUCACAUUCGACCAAUUCCGGAUGGCGUCUGUCGGAUUUUGUUUUCGGUGAGCACAAAUCUACGGAAGUGAGCACUACUGCGUUGGAUACAUCAACUUUCGCGACUCUUACCGCCGAAGAGGAUCCUCUUUUGGCUAUGUCCGGGAGCUCUACUUCGUCUGCAACAUCCUCCCCAAUGGAUCGGUCGCGGUUGGGCCUAGAAGUUCCUGGGCAACGCGCUCGAUACCUAGCUGUUGGAACACACACUGGGAUGGUAUUUGUCUGGGAUAUCCGAGCACCGGCGGCGAAGUCUGCGGAGAUGAUCAAUUCCAUUUUCUCAUUGCGCACCAUUCAAACAGACUCGCCCCAGGUGUCUUCUUUGGCCAUCACAUCGUUGUAUCUUGUCCAUGGCGGUAACGAUGGCCUUGUGCAGGCCUGGGACCCGCUAGCAUCGUCUACCAAGCCAAUCCGGACGAUCAACUCCCGUUUUUCGACCCGGGCCCGCCGUAGGCUUGUGCAGGCUGAGGCAUCUAUUCUGGGUGUUGGGAACAAUUACUAUGCCACAGGCGCAAUAUGCCUUGAUACAGAUCCAACCGUUCUGCGUGGGAUGGUCUCACUUGGAACCCACCUGCGAUACUGGUCUUACAGCUCUUCCGAGGCUGAUCAGUACAAGAGCAGCAAGCGCCGCCUCCGUCACUUGAUGCGUGGCGGAAACGGGCCCGGUGAAGGCCAACGCUUCAACAAUAGUGGUCGGGGUGCAAUUGAGGACUUCAUUGAAGAUGAACGCGUUGAUAUGGAGCGUCAAAGGAUUGCCGAUGAGAAAGAACGAGCACAUUUGAGCGCGCGUUUCGGAAUCGAUCUUCUUGGGCCAGACAUUGAUGAGGAACAGCUUUUGCUGUAUGCCCAACUCCUGAGCGAGGAGGCCUGCUCUACCGAUGCGACGAAACCCAUGGACGGCGUUGCAAUUUCCAGCUCGGCCACAAGCACUUCAUUCGAAACUAUUGGUCCUAGUUCGGUUGGCCCUGGCGAAAUCUCGUCCUCUUCAUCUCCCUAUCAAGAUGCCGCGGACGAUAAUGAUGACGACGAACUGGCCGAGGCAAUUCGUCUUAGCUUGCUUGACGAGCAAGGUAUUGACCAGACGUCGUCUAUCCCUAUCAAAUAUGCUAAGGGAGUAUACCCGCCUCGGCAGCCAUCGCCUAGAGCUGAGGAGGCUGAGGGCAGUAGACAGCAAGAGAUGGAUGAUCUGGAGUUUGCAAUUCAGCUCAGUUUGGCCGAAGGCAAGAGUCGCGAGGAUGGUGUAGAGGAGUGGGAGGAAUUUCCAUCUCUCGCGCCGGGACCAAUGCCUGCGUCACCGUCAGGCAAGGGCAAGGGGAAAGCGAGGGCUGUUUAG